Messenger RNA from Archocentrus centrarchus (flier cichlid), 767 nucleotides. RefSeq names its product ribosomal protein L31 (gene rpl31). Gene Ontology annotation, cellular component: cytosolic large ribosomal subunit; ribosome. NCBI's taxonomy places the organism in Eukaryota, Metazoa, Chordata, Actinopteri, Cichliformes, Cichlidae. The record is from RefSeq and is a predicted model, not a curated record. The transcript has 6 exons. Gene Ontology annotation, molecular function: structural constituent of ribosome. Gene Ontology annotation, biological process: cytoplasmic translation. Bases 1 to 717 code for a protein of 238 amino acids.
AUGACCUACAGCCUCAGCUCCUGGUUUGGUAGCUCUAAGAACUACGAGAGACAUCAGCUGAAUAGGUUGGUAUUCACCCUGCCCUCGCUGCAAGACAACCAGUGCUGCAUCCGUAGGCUGUCAGAUAUCCUAAAAGACUCUGACCACCCAUCUCACAGCCUGUUCUCCCUGCUACCAUCUGGGAGAAGGUUCAGGAGCAUCAGCUGGAUCUGCCACACUGUAGGAACCAUUAGCCGUGCUUGUGUUGUUUACGGGCCUUAUACAAAACGGACCGGCUUCCUUUACCCACAACCCUCCGCCUUAGCUCCGUCCUUCCGACUUCCGCCUCAGCUACGAGCCGAGAUGGCCCCAACAAAGAAAGGAGAGAAAAAGAAGGGGCGUUCAGCCAUCAACGAGGUGGUCACCAGAGAGUACACCAUCAACGUCCACAAGCGCAUCCAUGGAGUGAGCUUCAAGAAGCGAGCUCCCCGCGCCAUCAAGGAGAUCCGCAAGUUCGCAGUGAAGGAAAUGGGAACUCCUGAUGUCCGCAUUGACACUCGCCUCAACAAGGCAGUGUGGAGCAAGGGUGUCAGGAAUGUGCCGUACAGGAUACGCGUACGGCUGUCCAGGAAGCGUAAUGAAGACGAGGACUCCCCCAACAAACUGUACACCCUGGUCACAUACGUUCCUGUCACCACAUGCAAAGGUCUGCAGACAGUCAAUGUUGAUGAAAACUAAAUGUUGUCUCCAAGCUGAAUAAAUGAAAAUAAAAGGACCCCUUGCCUUUU